Molecule: messenger RNA, 2673 nt
Organism: Lathyrus oleraceus (garden pea)
Lineage: Eukaryota; Viridiplantae; Streptophyta; Magnoliopsida; Fabales; Fabaceae
Exons: 2
Coding region: 1-2673 (890 amino acids)
Source: RefSeq, a predicted model, not a curated record
AUGGAUCGUAGUUGGAUGUACGAUAGAGUAUAUUCCAAUAGACACAGAUUGAAAGAAGAGUAUGUUCGCGGGGUUAAAGACUUCGUAAAUAGGGCUUUGAAACAACCUAUUUGUAAAUCUGAGGGAGGGAUAAGGUGUCCGUGUAUAAAUUGCAAGUGUCUCAAGAUAAGAACACCAACUAAUGUUAGACUUCACUUGUAUCGAGAUGGAUUUCAACCAGACUAUUGGAUUUGGACUCAACAUGGAGAAGUAGAGCUCAAUGUUAAUAUAAGGAAUGAUUCAAAUGGUAGUGAGGCAAUGAAUCAGAUGGUGUAUGAUGCUUUUAGGCCUUAUGGAGUAUUCUCUCACGUGAAUGAUAACAUAGAAGAUGAGGAAUAUACGGAGGAUGAGUUUCCCAACGAAGAUGCCAAACGAUUUUAUGACAAGUUGAUAUCUUUCAACAAGCCCAUUUAUGAGGGAGCUACCCAAUCAAUAUUAUCAAUAUCUACUCAACUUCUUGAAAUUAGGUCUAAUUGGCAUGUUCCACAAAAAGGUUUAGAUUUUGUUGCACAAAUGCUUAAAAGUGUAUGUCCAGUUCAAAAAUGCUUGCCCGAGAACUAUUACCAAGCAACACAGUUGGUAUCUAAGUUAGGGCUAAAGGUUGAGAAGAUUGAUUGUUGUAAGAAUGGUUGUAUGUUAUAUUACAAGGAUGAUAGCAAGAUAUCAGAGUGCAAAUUUUGUAAUGCUCCUAGGUUCAUUCCUCGCAAGACUGGCAUGGGAAAGUACAAAGAUAUCCCAAUGAAGAGAAUGUUCUACUUCCCAAUCAUUCCCAGAUUACAAAGAUUGUAUGCAUCAACUGAGUCAGCAACUGAAAUGAGAUGGCAUCACAUGAACAAAAAUAGUUCCAACAUCCUUCGCCACCCGUCAGAUGGAAAAGCAUGGAAACAUUUUGAUGGUGUAUAUCCUAACUUUUCUAGGGAACCCAGAAAUGUAAGUUUGGGUCUGUGCUCAGAUGGUUUUACUCCUUACAUUCAAGCGUCUGCUUCUCCAUACUCAUGUUGGCCAAUAAUAGUUACUUUGUAUAAUCUCCCCCCUGAAAUGUGCAUGACCAAACCAUACUUGUUUUUGGCAUGUCUCAUACCCGGACCUAAAAACCCUAAAUUAAAGAUAGAUGUCUACUUGCAACCAUUGAUUGAUGAUCUACAUCGAUUAUGGUCCAAUGGAAUAUUGACCUAUGAUAUAUCUACAAAACAAAACUUGAUCAUGAAAGCCUGCUUGAUGUGGACAAUUAAUGAUUUUCCAGCCUAUGGUAAGUUAUCUAGAUGGGGAACACAAGGUAAAUUGGCAUGCCCUUAUUGUAUGGAACACAUUGAUGCUUUCGCCUUGAAAAGCGGCCAUAAGAAUUCCUGGUUUGACUGUCAUCGUUGUUUCUUGCCAUCUAAUCACUCCUUCAUAAGGAGUAAAAGAAGUUUCCUAAAAAAUAGGGUCGUGACCAAUGAGCCACCUCCCAUUUCCACAGGGAAAGAUAUAUGGGCGGUAAUAAGUAAUUUUCCAAAAGUUACUGAAAUUGGAUGUGAGGCGAAAUGGAAAGAAAUCGAAGGGUAUGGAGUGGAUCACAAUUGGAAAAAGCGGAGUAUUUUUUGGGAUCUCCCAUAUUGGAAGGAUAACUUGUUAAGGCAUAACCUCGAUGUAAUGCACAUAGAAAAAAACGUCUUCGAUAAUAUAUUUAACACUGUCAUGAAUGUUAAGGACAAAACAAAGGAUAACGAAAAGGCAAGAGAAGACUUGGCUAAAUUAUGCUUUCGCGGGGACUUGGAGCUCCAACCCUUAGAAAACGGAAAGAAUGGUAAACCAAAGGCUAGUUACACUCUAACCAAAUCUGAAGCCAAGUUGGUUUGUAAAUGGCUUAAGGAAUUGAGAAUGCCAGAUGGCUAUGCUUCAAACCUCAGUAGGUGUGCCAAUGUAGAAAAGGGUACGGUGCAUGGGAUGAAGAGCCAUGAUUGUCAUGUUUUCAUGGAAUGUUUACUCCCAAUUGCAUUCCAUUCAUUGCCAGAUUUGGUUUGGAAACCAUUAACUGAGCUAAGUCGAUUCUUUAAAGAUCUUUGUUGCAAUACGUUGAGGAUGGACGACUUAGUUAAGUUGGAUGAGAAUAUUCCAAUUAUCAUAUGCAAGUUAGAAAGGAUUUUUCCACCAGGUUUCUUUGACUCAAUGGAGCAUCUUCCAAUCCAUCUUGCCAAAGAAGCAAUUCUAGGUGGUCCAGUACAGUACCGAUGGAUGUAUCCAUUCGAAAGCAUAUUCUUAGAGAACCACUCUCUAGAUAUAGAAGAUUCAUCUGGACGCAUACAUAUAGAGUUUCCCAUAUGGCUGAAGAAAUAUGUAAAUGAGGAGACAAAUGGAGUUACUAACCAAGAUAUAAUUGCCUUGUCUCGCAGUCCUGCAUCAAUGGCCAUAUCAUGGAACAUGUAUUUUAUCAAUGGGUACAAGUUUCAUACUGAAGAAUGGAGCAAAGGCAGAAAAACUAGCAAUUGUGGUGUGCACGUGAAAGGUCUUGCAGAAGGAGGAAAUACUGAUUUUUAUGGAAUAAUCAAACAUAUCUUUGAGCUAGAUUACUUUGGUCUAAAGCAAAAGAUUCCAGUUUUUUAUUGUGAAUGGUUUGAUCCAACAAAGAAUACGGGCACAAAGGUUCAUCCAUAA